CUUUAACGAUAAAAAUUACAAAUACUACAUAAAAAUGAUUAAUACUAUUGUGUCAACUUUUUCCCCAUUUAAGACAAUAUCGUUCAUCCUUCCAUAUGCAUCAACUAUAAAGGAUGUUGAGAAUUAUUUGUCAGGACUUUUUCCACCUGGAAAUUAUUUAUUAUCACAUCUUUCUGGAAAAUUACUUUAUCCUGAAGAUACUUUGGCAUCUUUAUUAGAUCGCUAUGAAUAUUCAAAUAAUGCGAGAGUAUGCAUGUUAAGAUAUGUUCCAAAGGUUUUUGGAGGAAAAGGUGGAUUUGGAUCUCAACUUCGUGCUGCAGGUGGUCGAAUGAGUAGUCGAAAAAAGCGUGGUGAAGAGGAAAAUAAAUCAAGUUGUAGAGAUCUAAAUGGAAGGAGAAUACGGACUAUAAAUGAAGCGAAAGCAUUGGUUAAAUAUUUAAAAACAGCACCUAUACGAAAACGUGAAAUUUUAGCAGAACGAAAACAAAAGCUUGAAGCAAUUAUUAACGCUGAGCCUCUUUCUAAGAGAAUAAAAUUUGAGGAUAAUGAAUUUUUAGAAAAAAGUGAAAUAAUAAUCGAUGAUGUAAAGAAUGCAGUAAAAUUAGCAGCGCUAAAAAAGUUGAAGCAUAUUUCUGAAAACUCAUUAACAAAUAAAUUUGACGAGAAGUGCCAACCACUAAAUUCUAAUAAUGAAGAAAAUUCUAUAAAUUCGAGAAUAUCAUGUUCCUUGACUGGUAAAAUUAAUAAAAGAUUUAAUAAAUGGGAUCAAGACGAUUCUCUUUCUGAUAAUGAAGACAAUGUUCUUGAAGCUGAUCAAUACGAAAAUGAAAGCACUAAAGGAAAUUAAGAAUUUGCUGAAGAUUAAUAUAUUACAUCUGCAUUUUAAAU
Molecule: messenger RNA, 888 nt
Organism: Pneumocystis carinii B80
Lineage: Eukaryota; Fungi; Ascomycota; Pneumocystomycetes; Pneumocystales; Pneumocystaceae
Exons: 2
Coding region: 35-847 (270 amino acids)
Cellular component (GO): nucleus
Source: RefSeq, a predicted model, not a curated record